Chlorella variabilis is the source of this 2112-nucleotide messenger RNA. RefSeq lists its product as hypothetical. The transcript has 9 exons. The record is from RefSeq and is a predicted model, not a curated record. Gene Ontology annotation, biological process: intracellular calcium ion homeostasis. Lineage: Eukaryota; Viridiplantae; Chlorophyta; Trebouxiophyceae; Chlorellales; Chlorellaceae. Gene Ontology annotation, cellular component: perinuclear region of cytoplasm. Bases 1 to 2112 code for a protein of 703 amino acids.
AUGGCCGAGCGGCAGGGCAACAGCCCCGAGUUUGCGUUCCUAUACGGCGGCCCUGGGCACGAGUACUACGCCUGGGCGCUGUAUUGCAGCCUCAACAGCCUGCCGGUGUCAAAGCAGCCGCAGGCGCAGGCAGCCCCGCCCGCCGCUCCCGCCGCCGCUCCUGCCGCCGCCGUCGCGCCGCCGCCUCAGCAGCAGCCAGCCCAGGACACCGCCGCUGCGCUGCAGGGCCUCCCCGCGGAGGUCAGCAGCGGCUGGCAGCAGGUGCUGGGCCUGCUGAACGGCUCCCGGGACAGCAUCCGAAACAGCCAGGCCUGGUUCAUGGCAUGCGUGCCGUACGCCGCCGGGAUGGCAGAAAUGAUGCUGCAGCAAGUCCUGUCCCUGGCCGACCACCAGCAGCAGCUGCACAUCCUCUACCUGGCAAACGACAUCCUGUUCAAGGCACUCAGCACGAGGCCGCAGGGAGCAGGCCCCGAUGCGGACCCUGUGGCCCAAGCCUUCCGGCCUCGCCUCGGCCGCAUGCUGCGCCACGCCUAUCUGUCGGGAGGGCAGGCUCCCGAUGCGCAGCAGAAUUUGCUGCGUGUGGUGGGCUUCUGGGGAGAGCGCGGCGUGUAUGAGCGCCCGCUGGUGGAGCAGCUGACGCGGGAAUUGAUGGGCGGCGCCGUGCCCGCCGCCGGGCCCAGCCAGCCGGCUGCGGCCUCAGCCGCGGCAGCCGCAGCCCAGCCCCCGCCCCAGGCCCCGCCCCAGGCCGCAGCCCCGCAGGCAAACGGCGGCGCGGCGGCGGGGCCUGCGGGCGGCGGGUCGUGGGACGUUGCGGCGGCGGCCAAGGCGGCGGCCGCGGCCAUCAGCCGCAGGCUGGGGGCUGCGGCGCCGCCGCCGCACGCCGGCCCUGCGGCCAUGCAGCCGCAGGCGCCAGCGCCGCAGCCGCCGCAGCAGCAGCAGUGGGGCGGCGCGCCCGCUUUGGCCCAGCAGCAGUGGGGCCAGCCGCCGCCGCAGCCGCAGCCGCAGCAGCAGCCAGGCGCGCAGCUGCAGCAGUACCCUGGGCAGCCGCAGCAGUAUCCUGGGCAGUUCCCGCCGCAAGGGCCCGGCGCACACCCGGGGCCGCCACCGCCAGAGAGCUACUAUGCGCCUGGCGCGCUGCCCGGCGGCGCCGCGCAGCAGCUGCAGGCGCCACCCUACGGCCAGCAGCAGCAGCAGCCGCAGCAGCAGCAGCCGUAUGGCGCGCCGCCGCCGGGCGCGUACCCGGCACAGCCACCCUACCCAGGCCAGCCGGGCAUGCCGCCGCCUCACGGCCACCCUCAGCAGCAGCAGCACCAAGCCUACCCGCCGCCGCCAGGCGGGCAGGGCUACGCAGCGCCGCCGCAGGGAGGGCAGUACCCUGGGCCGCCCGGCAUGCAGCUGCCAGGCGGCUUCUUCCCGCCGCACAGCGCGCCGCCGCACGGCGCCUACCCGCCGCCGCCGGGAGCAGGCGAGCGCCGGCAGCUGCCGCCAGCAGCCUCCAGCCUUCCCCGCUGCAUGAUGCCUCGCGCAUGCUUGUUUGGAUUGCCCACAGCACGAACCCACGCGCCGAACACAAUUUGCCCAGGCGGCGCCUUCUUCCACCCGCUGCCGCCCGGUCACGCGCCGCCGCCGGAGCCGGAGCCUGAGGAGCCGGGCUUUGACCCCUGCUCCUUCCCGCCAGGCCUCAUCCCUCGGCUGGUGGAGGACAAGCUGAAGACGGACCCUCCCUACUCCCCGCUCAGCCCGUUGGAUAUUGAGGCGGCGGGGGUGCCGCCGCCCCCCAAGGUGGACGCCUACCUCAAGUCCCGGGUGGACAAGUUUUACGCGCAGAUGGGGGAUUACCGCCCCGGCAUGCUGUACUCUGACAUCGAGGUGGAUGCCCCUCGCUCCAAGCACUUUUCGGACCGCGGCGGCCCCGCGGCGCCCGGCCCGCCGCUGCCGCCGCCGGGCCCCGAGCUGCCGCACGCGGGGCUGGGCCUGGCGGUGAUGCCGCCCAUCCUGAUGCAGCCCGUCGACGACGGCAGUUUCGGCGGGCCGGGGUUGGGCGGCGGCCCUGGCGGCGCGGGCCUGGGCUUUGGCUCCGCGCGCCAGGAGUGGAUGCCCCAGGGCUCGUGA